UUUGAAAAUAUCUAUAUAAACGUAGUAAAUAUAUGUACGUAUGACAUAUUAUUGCGAUAUACAUAUGCACGCAUACACACAGACCACAUGCUUAUACACACUGUUGGUAAAUUAAAGUGAAUGUGGAAGACUUGAAAAUGUUCCCACGUUCUCGUUGCGCAAGUGUGUGUUGCGCGUGUGUGUGAAAUUCUUUAUCAAGAAGAUGAACGUUCAAGGGCAAGAACACGGUCAUGCAGUUGUUGUGUGGGAGUGGGAAAAUCGUCACGGACGAUGGAGGCCUUAUAGUCCUGCAGUAUCACAACAUCUAGAAAGAGCACAUUGCAAAAAACUUACUCGGGUCUUUCUUAAUGAUGCAGAUCCAAAUUUGGAUAGGUAUUACAUAAAUUUGAAGACUAAAUCACAGUGUAGCGAGGAUGGAGAUGAAACACAUAAUGUUAGAAGAAAAUUUUAUCUUCCAAAUUCACCAGCUGGGAAAGGAGCUAAAUGGGAAUGGGCUGGUGAUACAGAUGACUGGCAUACAUAUGAUAUGGAAGUACAAUGUCUCAUAGAAGAAGCAUGGGCAAGGGGUGAUAAAACCAUUGAUAUUUCUAAAACGUAUUUAGGUUUUCCUUAUAUUAUUAAUUUUUGUAAUUUAACUCAAGUACGUUGUUGCACUGGAUAUGUAAGACCAAUAAGACGUAUACAACAAGCACCUUAUCCUUUAGUUAAAGUUGCUUUGGAAGAGUUACAAAUUAUUUCUGAGAAAAAAGCUACAGUUGCAACUGUUAAGAAUUCAACAACAAAAGUAACACAUAAGAAAUCAUCUACAGGAAAUACAAAAAAGAGUAAUAAAAAGAGUAAAAAUGGAGAUACUGGUCCAUCAAAUAUAGCUCGUGUUAUUCUGAGUAAUUUUAACAUAUUUAGUAAUAAACAUGGAGUAGAAAAUAAUAAUGCAGUUGCAACUAUUGAAUCUGGACAAAAAAGAAAAACUUGGGAUAGUGUAUUGGAUGUAGAUUCUAGUAGUACAAAAAGUGGAAGAAGACCAAGUGUUGAUACUGUUUCUACUUAUUUGAGUCAUGAAAAUCCAAUAGAUUUAUUGGAUAGCAGUGUAGGAAGUGAUGAUGGAUUUAAAGAAACUAUUUUGGAUGUAGAUGCAGAGUCAGAUGUUAUUUCUCAAUAUGUAAAAGUGGUAGAAAGCGAUGAUUCUGAUUCUUGUCCUGUGUGUCUUGGUAUGCCUGAGCCACUAACAGUAGAAUUGACUCGUUGCAAACAUAGGUUACAUUUAGCAUGUUUGAAUGCUAUGCUCAGUUGUCAGCAGCCUCCUAUGUACAUGCAGUGUCCUGUUUGUCGUUUAAUUUAUGGAGAAAAAAGAGGAAACCAACCUCCUGGAACUAUGAAUUGGACAAGAAUACCACGUGCUCUGCCUGGUUUUCCAAAUACAAAUACAAUUCAAAUAACUUAUGAUAUUCCGUCAGGAAUUCAAGGAAAUGAACAUCCCAAUCCUGGACAAGCCUAUUAUGCUGUAGGUUUUCCACGAGUAUGUUACCUUCCAGAUAAUAAUCUAGGUCGUAGAGUUUUGAGACUGUUGCAAAUUGCAUUUGAGCGGAGACUGAUAUUUACAAUCGGGCGAUCAGUAACUACUGGACGAGAGGAUGUAGUAACAUGGAAUGAAAUUCACCAUAAAACUGAAUUGGGACCAUCAACAACUGGUCAUGGUUAUCCUGACACAAGUUACCUCGAAAGAACAUUAGCUGAAUUGGCAGCUCAAGGUGUAACAGAUGGGCAGCCAUCCCCUACAUUGUAUCAGGAAUUGCAUUGAAACAAUUUUUAUUUAGUAUUUCAUAUACAUUCAAGUGUUAGUAUCCAUAUUGAAUAUACAGCAAAGUUGUAUAAAUUAAUUUA
This is a messenger RNA of Habropoda laboriosa, 1881 nucleotides long. It is a transcript of the gene dx, whose product is annotated as protein deltex-like. Gene Ontology annotation, cellular component: nucleoplasm. The coding region runs from base 203 to 1798 and encodes 531 amino acids. Gene Ontology annotation, molecular function: ubiquitin protein ligase activity; zinc ion binding. Lineage: Eukaryota; Metazoa; Arthropoda; Insecta; Hymenoptera; Apidae. The transcript is spliced from 6 exons. The record is from RefSeq and is a predicted model, not a curated record. Gene Ontology annotation, biological process: protein ubiquitination; Notch signaling pathway.